Messenger RNA from Fomitopsis serialis, 2049 nucleotides. RefSeq lists its product as uncharacterized. The transcript has 4 exons. Lineage: Eukaryota; Fungi; Basidiomycota; Agaricomycetes; Polyporales; Fomitopsidaceae. The record is from RefSeq and is a predicted model, not a curated record. Bases 393 to 1868 code for a protein of 491 amino acids.
AUGGCCUCGGGCACACUCUCCGCGGUGCGUAUGCCGCCGGCUCGUAUUCCAAGGGUGUGAAGAUGACUGCGAGGCGCAGGGAUGUAUUCGCCUGAUCACCGUCUCGUUGAAGAUGAGCUCGGCUGACGUGGCGCGGUCGAAUCAAUUGUCGAAAUCGAAGACACAAACAUUGGGUGGGAGAACCCAGUUAGGGUUAGGGGCUUGCGGCGCACUCAGGCUGGCCGCGGCUCAGCGCUGGGAUGUCCCACAGUGAUAACAUAUCCGGGGCUGGCAGUGCGGCACGUUGACGACUGCUGGAAGCACGACUGACCAUGGCAUAAAAGGUCCCGGUCGCGGCAGUCUCCGUGCGGCUCAUCAAACUCGCACACAGCUCUUCCCAAGCACUCAUAUACAUGCCUGGCCUCGCUGCAUCCUCGAGGACCCCUCUCUACCUUCGCCCACAUCCCACCACUCCUCCGCUCACGGUUGCGCCUCAUCUCAUACCAUACAUUCACGCCAUCGCGUACAGGGUGCGAGUGCCCACUGGUAGAUGUCCGAUCUCCAGCCUACCGUCGCAUCUUACUCCUUCCUCCGAGCAUGCCUCACACGUACAAGCCAUGCGAUCGAGUGCCGACGAUCAUGUCGGUCAGAGCAAUGCCGAUGAACAGAACGACGCGGGAUCGAGUGCUUUCGGCAAAAGCAAUAGCGAUGAGGAAUCCACUGCCCAUGAAUGGAUUGUCGAGAGGGUCACCGGAAAACGAACCUUCAGACGCUGGCGGGACAUCCGUGUUCAAGGCACCCUGCCGCUGGCCCUCUCCGCUCGCAUCCCUCUCGAGGUCUUCGAGUUCAUCGUCGACGAGAUGGAUCGUCCCACAUUGGUCGCCGCGGCGCUGGUCUGCGCAGCAUGGUACCCUCGAGCGAUGCACAACCUCUACCACCCCCUCGAGAUCCGCAGCCGCAGAAGCUUCAACAUGCUGUUCAAGCAGAUUCGCGCGUCACCACGCGUCGAAGGAUGGCUCGCGAGCACAUGCCAGCUGGUGGUAAAUGAGUGCCAGGACUUGAAGGAUGAUCAUUUUCCUAGCAUCGAUGUCUACGAUAAUGGCCUUCGCUUCCUUCAAGCACUACCACUCGCGCUCACUGGUCUGAUGCCUCGUCUACGCAUCCUUCGCAUCAGCCAUGCAAGACUUUGUUUCAUCCCCACGUAUUUCUUCCUCGCUCUGUCGAGGUUCGAGUCUGUCAAGUCGUUGACGCUUUUCGAGUGCCGACUGAACAGCAUCACGCAGCUGCGGCGGAUUGUGUCCGCGUUCCCCCGGCUUACAGACCUCACGAUGUCUGUUCAUUUCACUCAGCAUGCUGCCAGUUACGCGGGAGCCUCUCUAUUUUGGCUACCAUCUCACAUACGUCUUCGAUACCUUAACGUCCACGUGCAUGAUGAAUCCAUGGUGACGUUCCUUGACUGGAUGAUGCACUCAGGCCUCUGCACCUCACUCGCGGAGCUGACGUUUAUUUCCACCAACUUUUCCUCCACGGCACGGGCCCCCAUCAACAACCUCCUCGAAGCGGUAGGAGGAUCAUUGACCCGUUUCUGUGAAAUAUACCUCCGAGUCAAUUAUACAGUAGUUCCCACCAAUAUGUCGCGAAACACCGCCCUGCGAUCCUGGAAGUCUUGGCUGAAUCGCAUCGGACACGAAGCCGAACACCCGUGGCUGAAGCAUCGCACGGCGUGGGCCAGAGCGACGGACGAGUUACGCGACCUCUUCUCCACCAUCCGAAGCCAUCAGCUCGAGCACAUCGAGUUUACCGUCGAUGUACAAUUCCAAUACUUCGAUCAAGAGGGCCCAGUGUUGUUCUCGAGGAGCUCGACCUGCGGGACCUGCACGAGGUCAUGAGCCAACCGUACUUCGACACGUUGAAGCAUGUCGAAGUGAAAACUUGGUUGCACCUGGUCCCUCCGCGCAAUUUCCUCCAUUCGGAUGAGGAAAGCAUCGGUCGGAAAGUCGUGGCCAUGUUCCGUGACAUAUUGCAGCCAUGGUCUGCCCGUGGCAUAGUCAAUGUCACCUGGGCGCGCGG